AUGAUAAGCCAGAAACACGUUCCUUUGACCAUCACCAAGGUUACUGUAAGAGAGCGGCCCCAGACGUCGACACAGGUAGGUCUGGAGAGAACGUGAGUAAGAUAAAUUGAUCUUAAUUCCCCCGAAAUGCAUGUGAAGUGAUUGUGAGCGUCGGAAUUGCGGUGCGUUAGUAGUUGGGAACGCACGGAGCUUUUGUAAUGUCACAUAGACGACUUUUUCAAAUUUUCAUGUUUGCAGGAUUCAUGUUUAAAGCUUUUAUCAGUUCUGCAAAUUUAGUUUUUAUCAAAAACUCCCCUAAACGCUUUGAUUUCCUCCCAAAGUGUGACUUUACCCGUCACACCGACAGACCGCUUCCCAAAAAUCCAUCGAAAUUUGAUGUCUGUCCCAGCAUCAUCCAUUAUUCUAAGGGCAUUGUCAUCUUACGGUAUUUAUUUUGCAAAGCGCAGAAUCUUCACGUGCGUUCCAUAUGUCUUUCAAAAAGGGGGGCGGGAUGGGUUGACUCCGCCCAUUAAAUGCACUCUGCCGCUUCUUUAAAAGUGAUCUCCUGCCCAAAUCAGACCAGAUUCUUCAGAGUCCGUACAAUUCUCAACUAGAAGCCAACAUGCUUGCCUCGGCUGCCGCUCUCUUCGAAUGUUCCAUGCUAUUCGUUGCUACCCUCACCGCCCUACUCAGCAUCCUGAGUCCAAAUCUCCGCUCAGGCCUCUAUUCCGUCCUGGUUCUCCUUCCCAUCAGUCUGAUGAUCAGCCGAACUGAAGCCGCUUCUGAUGACUUGGACGAUUAA
Bursaphelenchus xylophilus (pine wood nematode) is the source of this 781-nucleotide messenger RNA. NCBI's taxonomy places the organism in Eukaryota, Metazoa, Nematoda, Chromadorea, Rhabditida, Aphelenchoididae. The record is from the annotation of a GenBank genome assembly.